GUUCCGCCCUGGAUCUUUGCCUUCGGCCAAUAGACGAGCAAUCAUUGUGAUUUUUUUGGCCAGAAGAAAGUCGGGCUUCUUGCUGUUACUGGAUUGGUAGCAACAAAAUUGUUUAUCGGGAUAGUUUGUGGGCGUACGGGCGCGGCAGCAUGCAGCCUUGGUGAAGAGUAGACUCGACUAGUUUAAUGUGAGUGGUAUUAAUGCAUUUCAGUUGAGGGGGUUGGUAUUUUCAUUUGUAUUCCACCUACAUAGGAUUGGUGAUUAAGGAAAUAUUCGAAGCGCUCUUUGCUUGUUCUUUGCAACCCUCGUUUCUUCAACACUGACGAGUGCAAGAUGACCUUGAGUGUGGUGUACGGCGGCAUAGUGCUGGUAGCGCUGCUGUUCGUUGCUCCCAAGCUACAAGCUUUGCAUCGGAACUACCGCGCAGCGCGCGCCACCGGUCUGCCCAUCGUUGUCUUUCCCUUCGAUCCUGAUAGCUUGAUCCAUACCAUCUUCUCCGACCCACUGCGCCCAGUUCUGCGCCGCCUUCUUCCAGCGUCUCUCUACGCGACUUUCGAAAUCUCCACGUUUGGCUGGGAAUUCCGUGAUAAAUCUGCCGUCCAUGAGCGCCUCGGCCCAAACUUCAUCUUGGUAUCCCCUGGGUUGAACCGAUUCAUAUGCGCAGACCCAGCUACUGGGCAGAACAUACUGGCGAGGAGGAAGGACUUCGUGCAUCCGGAUAUCUCGUUGAAAGCAAUGAACUUCUUGGGAAAGAACAUCAUCACGAACAACGACGAAGCUUGGUCACGCCAACGCCGCAUCGUAGCCCCGGCUCUCAGCGAACGCAUCAGCGAAGAGGUGUGGAAAGUCAGCGCAGAGCACGCAUCAUCGCUCACUGACAUCCUACUUUCCAACGGCCCAUUAACGACAAAGACAAUUCCUGGGCUACGUGCGAUAGCAAUCAAUGUCCUGACACGGAUUGCUUACGGCCAUAAGAAACCGUUUGCGCUACCCUCGUCGACGUACGACCCAAAGGCAGAGCUGUCAUAUGUAGACGGUAUUUGCCUCUGUACCGAGUUUCUUGUUGUAGCGGCAUUUGCUCCUUGGCGCAUGUUGAGAUGGUCCGUUAUGCCGACAUCGAUGCAGACGCUGGGUGUCGCAUUGCAGCGAUUGCCAGAGUUGACAAAGAAUAUGUUGGAUCAGGUCCGCCAGAGUUCUGCCAUGGUGACUAGUGUAGAUUCGACUACGCAUGCUGGUCCGCAUAAAGGUCCCGAUCCUAUCCUGAAGACGUUCGCCCGGCUCUCGGAUGAACAAGAUGACAAUGCUGCAAAAGGUGACGGGAAAACCGGCAGGUCUUAUCUCACGGAAGAAGAAAUUGCGGGGAACCUGUUCAUAUUCACCGCCGCUGGUUUCGACACGACUGCUAACACUAUGGGCUACGCGACCACCCUUCUAGCUGCGUACCCGAAGUGGCAAGAAUGGAUCCAAGAGGAGAUAGAUGGUGUACUGAGUCGCCCGCAAAACGAUGAAGAGAAGUCAUUGCCAGACUACGCGACGGCUUUCCCACAAUUGAAACGCUGCCUUGCAGUCAUGUUCGAAACUCUCCGCCUGUUUCCUCCGGUGACCACGGUGAUGAGGACCACGACAACGAAUCAGCUAAUCACGACAAGAAAUUCUGCGGCCAACUCUUUCACGCUCGGGGCACCGUGUGCAGUCCAUGUCAAUAUUAUGGCCUUGCACACGUCGGCCGCGAUCUGGGGUCCAGACGCACUGGAUUUCAAACCUAGCCGCUGGCUUCAACCCGCAACGAACAACGACACACGGGAAGAUAUCAUCACACCUCCGCGCGGGGUGUUCCUCCCCUGGUCCAAUGGCCCACGCACUUGCCCCGGCCAGAAGAUGUCCCAGGUGGAGUUUGUGUCUGUGAUGGCGACAAUCUUUGGCCAAUGUAGAGUGGAUCCGAUACCAAAAGAUGACGAGAGUGUACAGCAAGCGAGACAAAAACUGUUGGAUCUGACUCAGGACAGUCACCCUGUAUUGACUCUGCAGAUGAGCAGACCUGAGGAGAUACAUCUGAAGUGGGUGAGGCGAGACAUUGGCAGCCACUUGUAA
Periconia digitata is the source of this 2091-nucleotide messenger RNA. The record is from the annotation of a GenBank genome assembly. Lineage: Eukaryota; Fungi; Ascomycota; Dothideomycetes; Pleosporales; Periconiaceae.